UUAAUAUUUCUGUAUAUAUUCUUUAAGGCAUUUCAAGUAAAUAAAAUAUGCAUACGUUAUCAUCUUAAUUAUAGUCAAAUUAAACACAAAUCAUGAAAAUUAAUAUAAGGGAUUUCGAAACUCGUACCUAUUCAGUUGAAAUUGAGCCAGUUGAUUCAAUUUUGAUGCUUAAAGAAAAAAUAUUUGAAGUACUUGGUCAUGAGUAUCCUGUCCGUCAAACGCUCAUUUAUGAUGGGAAAAUUAUGAGCGAUCAACAUAUUGUAAAGGAUUACAAUAUAAGUAAGGAUAAGUACGUUUUAGUGCUUCUCAAUGACGAAAUAACAGCUUCUAUAUUAAAGCCCUCAUCAUCAUCAUCAUCGUCAAUAGAUGAAAAUUCUGACUAAACGUGCCAAGAACUAAAUAGAUCAGCGAAUUGAAGCAUAACUAACUGAAUAGGUCUGCAUUUAGUUCGAGCUUUCUUUAGAACAUUUAAUCCAAAUGCCGGUGGAAUUUAUUUAUUUAUAUUUUAUUUCUUUUUAUUA
Messenger RNA from Teleopsis dalmanni, 521 nucleotides. Its product is annotated as UV excision repair protein RAD23 homolog A-like. The transcript is spliced from 2 exons. Lineage: Eukaryota; Metazoa; Arthropoda; Insecta; Diptera; Diopsidae. The coding region runs from base 93 to 383 and encodes 96 amino acids. Gene Ontology annotation, molecular function: polyubiquitin modification-dependent protein binding; ubiquitin binding; proteasome binding. Gene Ontology annotation, cellular component: nucleoplasm; cytosol. Gene Ontology annotation, biological process: proteasome-mediated ubiquitin-dependent protein catabolic process. The record is from RefSeq and is a predicted model, not a curated record.